AUGAUUGACUCAACCACAAUCAAGAGGUGGCAAACAGCUUUGGGGAAAACAAACCAAGAGACGACAAGGCAACAUGUAAAGCUAGAAGCAGCUGGUGGAAAAGCUAGGAGCAAACCCACCAUGAAGUCUCUUAUAGGCGGAGAGCAGCUACGUCUAAUGCUACUGCCUACUCAGCUUCUUAUUCUUCCACGUUUCUUUCUCAGUUCCUCACCGCCUUCCCUUUUAUCUCUUUCUUUCUCUUUCAUUCUGGAUGGUUCCCACCGGUAUAAUACUCCCCGGUUUUUGCCCCGUUUUGGAGCUUGCCAUUUCUUUCUCCCAUCUGGAUAA
Messenger RNA from Lactuca virosa, 327 nucleotides. Lineage: Eukaryota; Viridiplantae; Streptophyta; Magnoliopsida; Asterales; Asteraceae. The record is from the annotation of a GenBank genome assembly.